AAAAUAGAGCGGACAAAAGCAACAAUUCUGAAGAAUCCACGACUUUUAAUAAAUAAUUAAUAAGUACAAGGAGGAUUACCCACCUGGCCUUAAUCACUGUCUGUCCAUCUUAUCUGCAACUAUUAGUUAUCACAAUGUUCCUUUUCAUAACUAUUACUGUGCUGUGUCUACUGUUGACUAUUGUAGGCGAUCUUGUUAAGCUUUUGCAACUGUCCAAAAUAUUUCGCUGUGUCUCAGGUUCGGCCACCAGUGAUGAACUGCAGCAGCAACUUCAAGAGGCACAAGAUAAAGUUGAACGCGUACGUCAGUCGGCGGCUGCUACAACCCACUACACGUAUACCGUGAAAUUAAUGCGUGCCGAGAAUGAGUUAAGAACUAUAAAAACGAAAUUGCGUAGCGAGGGUAAUGUGCAACGUUUAAAAGGUGCAUCUGUAGAGCUUGUGGUUGGCUAUCUUUUAAAGGGCAUUAUUUCAGUCGCGCUCUUUGUAAUAACUGUGCGCAAUCGUUAUGCGCCGGUUAUCAUAUUUAAUGAAAACAUAAGUUUUGAACCACUUGGCGGACUACUGAGUUUCCCAACAGGCGUGCCCAAUGCGAUAUCUGUGCCCUUUUGGGCUUUAUCUUGCAACAGUGCAUUCCGGUUGAUUCUCAAUGCUCUUAAGGCAAAGUGAUUGUAUUGGUUUCGACACUAUAAAUGGCAACUGUCGCGGUAGCAGUUAAUUAGGGAAUAAUAUGUGCUUAUUUAUUUGACUGUAAAAAUAUUUUAGCUUUAUUGUGGUGCUAAACAAGCACGACCGCUGCACUUUAGCCCCGCAUAGACAGAAUGAGUAAUAAUGAACUGCCAUACAAUUGUUGCAUUUCACAAACAUUGUUUUAAUUUAUUUAAAUCAUAUAAGUUAAUUUAUUAUGAGAUGAUUUGCAGUCCAUUUGAAAAUACAUUUUAUUAAGUAAAUUACAUUAAAUUGAUGUAAGAUAUUCUAAAAAGGAAACAAGAAAAAACGAAAUAAAUGAUGCAU
Molecule: messenger RNA, 1013 nt
Organism: Ceratitis capitata (Mediterranean fruit fly)
Lineage: Eukaryota; Metazoa; Arthropoda; Insecta; Diptera; Tephritidae
Exons: 2
Coding region: 135-668 (177 amino acids)
Biological process (GO): tail-anchored membrane protein insertion into ER membrane
Source: RefSeq, a predicted model, not a curated record